UGAAACCCUAGCCUAAUCGAAGGUCCAGUCAAUAUGGAUAUUGGAUUUUCAUCGUACCACAAUGGUGGUCCUGCGAGGGAACUAGAUUUUGGUAGGCUUUCGCAAACAAUUGGCACAUCGAUUCUCAAGAUAUCUCAAAAUGUAUCUUCCAUGCAAAAGAUGGUCAAUCAAUUGGGAGGUUCCACAGACUCUCAGGAACUUCGGAACCAGUUACACCAAAUACAACAUUACACACAGCAGUUGGCAAAAGACACUAGUGUACAUCUUCGGGAAUUAGCUAUAUUAGCUAACAAUUCAGGAGCAACCAGUCCUGGCGAGCAAAGACAACGUAAAAUGCAAAGGGAGCGUCUCCAAGAUGAGUUCACAAGUGCAUUAAAUUCUUUCCAAGCAGUACAAAGGCUUGCAGCUUCCAAGGAGAAGGAAAUGGUUAAAAAGGCAAAAGAAAAUUCGGGUAUUACACCAUUUGGAGAGAAGAAACAGGAGACAUUGAUAGAAUUGCAAGAUAGUAGAACUCAGAAGCAAAUACAACAGCAGCAGAUGAAAGAAGAACAAAAUUUGCGAAUGCUGGAAGAACAGGAAGCGAGCAUAAGGCAAUUGGAGAGUAAUAUCAGCGAUAUUAAUCAAAUCUUCAAAGACCUUGGUACUUUAGUUUACGAUCAAGGAGAAGUGAUUGACUCUAUAGAAGCUUCAGUUGAAAGAACAGUGGUAUCCGUCAACGAUGCUACAUCGCAUGUAAGGCAAGCAAGCAUGUACCAGAAUAAACUGCGCAAGAAAAAAUGUAUACUCGUUGUCAUUGGAGUAGUCGUACUCUCUAUAUUAAUCGGAAUUAUAGUUUGGCAGAGUUCUUAAAUUUGUUCAUACUGAGACCGAUAAAGUUGUGCGGUAGUUGAUGUUAAUUGCGUAGCUGUAUCGUAACUGCAAGGAACCAUGCAUUCGUGUACUUUCGAAAAUGGCCCUCGAUUGAUUUACAGUUGCUUUAAAAUUAAACGGAACAUUGCAUAGUACUAUCAAGGAGAAUGAACGCAAAGAAACUUGCAUCGUUCUGUAUCUUACUGAUAACAUUCUUGUAA
This is a messenger RNA of Dufourea novaeangliae, 1070 nucleotides long. RefSeq names its product syntaxin-7 (gene Syx7). The coding region runs from base 34 to 849 and encodes 271 amino acids. Lineage: Eukaryota; Metazoa; Arthropoda; Insecta; Hymenoptera; Halictidae. Gene Ontology annotation, molecular function: SNARE binding; SNAP receptor activity. Gene Ontology annotation, biological process: intracellular protein transport; vesicle-mediated transport; vesicle fusion. Gene Ontology annotation, cellular component: SNARE complex; membrane; endomembrane system. The record is from RefSeq and is a predicted model, not a curated record. The transcript is spliced from 5 exons.